Myotis lucifugus (little brown bat) is the source of this 884-nucleotide messenger RNA. Its product is annotated as small ubiquitin-related modifier 2. NCBI's taxonomy places the organism in Eukaryota, Metazoa, Chordata, Mammalia, Chiroptera, Vespertilionidae. The transcript has a single exon. Gene Ontology annotation, biological process: protein sumoylation. The record is from RefSeq and is a predicted model, not a curated record. Gene Ontology annotation, cellular component: nucleus. Bases 14 to 400 code for a protein of 128 amino acids. Gene Ontology annotation, molecular function: ubiquitin-like protein ligase binding; protein tag activity.
CCUAGAACUUUUGAUGAUGUUCUGCCGCUCCUGGUGCUGCUUGUGUGCUCGUUUGGUGCGGACCUGGUACCUCUUUUGUGAAGCGGCAGCUGAGGAGACUCCGGCGCUCACCAUGGCUGACGAAAAGCCCAAGGAAGGAGUCAAGACUGAGAACAACGAUCAUAUUAAUUUGAAGGUGGCGGGGCAGGAUGGUUCUGUGGUGCAGUUUAAGAUUAAGAGGCAUGCACCACUUAGUAAACUAAUGAAAGCCUAUUGUGAACGACAGGGUUUGUCAAUGAGGCAGAUCAGAUUCCGAUUUGACAGGCAGCCAAUCAAUGAAACAGACACACCUGCACAGUUGGAAAUGGAGGAUGAAGAUACAACUGAUGUGUUCCAGCAGCGGACAGGAGGGGUCUACUAAAAAGGGAACCUGCUGCUUUACUCCAGAACUCUGUGCCUCCAGACCAAGAAGACAUUCUCAAUUAGAAAACUGCAAUUGGGUUUCAACACAUCUGACUACUACAGUAUAGUUUUCUCUAUUCUUUCAUUUUCCCCUUCCCCAUUCCUUUAUUGUACAUAAAGUAACGGAUGUAUGUGCACAAGCAUUUGCAUUUUUUUUAACUAAAUGGCCAAUGGUAUGUUUUGAGCUACAUCAAAUGGAGAUGGGAUGGGGAAAAAAAAAUACUGGUUCUGUGAAAACACCCCCUUUCUCCAUUAGUGCCAUGCUCAUCCAGCUCUUAUCUUUAUAUUCCAGUAAGUUAUUUUGCUCUCACUGUUUAACAAAAAAAGAACAACAUAAAAAUUCUUGCAUACCUUGUUUGAUUGGAGAAUUUUAAUCUUUUUCAUUUAUCAUUGUAAAACCAAGGACAAUUUUAUAACUUUUUUGUACGUAGCUGUUACAUGUA